GAAAAGUUCCUUCAACUCUGAGCCUGAAAACUAGCACUUCUGUUGUUUUCAUUACACUUAAGUCUUCAUUUUCAGUCAGCCAUGGGAGUUGCCUACAGCGUUGGAGAGGUGGACCACCUCUACACUUUCUUUGUGGAAUGGACACCAGAUAUUUACAACAAAGGACAGAAGAAGCGCUGCAAGUCUUGUUAUCUUAAGAAGAAGAAUGAUCCCAGCACUCUAAAGGAAAAGGACCUGACUGCAGCCAGCAAACACCUUAGCAAACCUGCCAGCAAAAAGAAGACAGCAAAAAACUGGGAGAUAAUCACAGUGAAGGAGUCCAAGCGCCGCCUGAGUCUGUGCAGCUCAGUGGAGUCUGAGGUAGACGAAAACGAGUACGAGGAGGGUGAUGAAGAGUUCCCUGUCCUGAGCGAUCAGAGCCAGCUGCUCAAUGAGUUUCAACUACAGAAGCUUGCUGCUCACAUGCCUGCACGGACUCAGGGCUAUCCGUGGAAUCUGGUUUACAGCACAGCCAUCCAUGGGAGCAGCCUGAAGACACUUUACAGAAACAUGGCUGGUCUGGACAGCCCCGUGCUGCUCGUCAUUAAAGACAUACACAAAAAGGUGUUUGGGGCUUUUUCCUCUGAUCCGUUCAAAGUCAGUAAAUAUUGUUACGGCACCGGAGAGACCUUCUUGUUCAGCUUCAACCCUGACUUCCAGCACUACACAUGGAGUGGUGAGAACUCCUACUUUGUGAGCGGCAACUGGGACUCUCUGCAGAUUGGUGGAGGAGGCUGUCCUUCAUGGAGUCACUACACUUCAAGAGCUAGUAGCAGUUUAGACACUGUUAUCCUGACGGAGAGUUCUCCGUCAUGUCUGCACCUGCAGAUUAGUCCACGUACAGUC
Nematolebias whitei (Rio pearlfish) is the source of this 885-nucleotide messenger RNA. Its product is annotated as nuclear receptor coactivator 7. The record is from RefSeq and is a predicted model, not a curated record. NCBI's taxonomy places the organism in Eukaryota, Metazoa, Chordata, Actinopteri, Cyprinodontiformes, Rivulidae. Gene Ontology annotation, cellular component: nucleus. Gene Ontology annotation, biological process: response to oxidative stress; regulation of transcription by RNA polymerase II.